AUGAACGAUUGUUCUGCAAUUCCUUUCCAUCUUGCGGACGAGCUCUGGCUCAUGAUCAUCGACCGUGUGAGCGCAUUAGACUGGAAGCAACUCCGACGAACGUGCAGACGCUUAAAACAGCUGACUACUCCUCUGCUCUUCCAGAGAGUGUACUUCAAGCUUUGUGGACGAGGUUGCGAUUCCCUACAUAAUAUCUCCUGCAACCGAUCACUAUCCGCGUGUAUCCAAACUCUGGUGCUCCGGAGGGUCCGUGGCUAUAGGGAAUUCCCCGACUUCAACACUUGGGCUGCGAGCACACAUCAACCAGGCGAUCCUGGUAACGAGCUGGCUCUUCCGAAUGAUACAAGCCACUACAACAAUAAGCAGAUCAGCGACGGUCUGCUACCGUAUACAGAAUGGGUCGCACUGUCAAAGAAUGAGAAGGAGGCGUUUUAUCGGGAGUACGAGGUGGACCGCAAGCAGGCGCAGAAGGAGGUUCGGGAUAUAACGAAUACACUGCGCUUUUGGACGCCAAGUGCUACGGAGUGGGCGCUGGUUCACCCCCACAGGGCUUUUGGCUCUACUGCGGCAGACGCUGCUGUGGAGCAGUUUUGUAAGGCGCUUGAGACACUCCCAAACCUGAAAGCUCUUGAGCACGAACCAGGGUUUCUUUAUGACGACGACUGGGCUUGCCAAUGGCGAAAUCUGUACUUCCAUCCCUCGUCAGUGAUUUGCGACACUGACUAUAGGGAAGAUGAAGAUGUUGAAGCGCUUCAAUUGUCCGUUGUUCUCCAUUCGCUUGCAUGGGCUAGACGAGGAGAUCGCGGGCUCAAAAAGCUGAGUAUGUACGUUGGUGGGCCAGCAUUCGCCACCCCAGAGCGCUUACACCUUCUCUGGGAUGGCAACGGACACGAGAUAACGCGAAUGUGUCGAUCCCUCUAUCCCAAUGCGGCGGUCGCAGACAAGGAGGCCUACUCUAAUGAAGUAGCUUAUGGGCAGAGUCAGCUUUUCUAUAGGCAAUUGAGCCUUAUGCGGUACGCCUUAGCUGGUCUCACACACUUCGACUACGUAGUGUCUGAUGAGGACGACCUGGUCGGCAGCCUGGAAAUUGCUGCCAAACUUGUCUUUGGCUUUCUUACGGCAAUGAAAGGCCUUGAAAGGUUACGCUUAGUCUUUGGAAGGCUUGUCGACGGCAUCCUCUUGCCACUGUCACAAUACACCGAGAGGCAUUGCGCGCGGGACUCCAUUCAGCUACUUGACCAGCUUACUCGCCACUCGCCUUGGAAUAGAAUUCGUGACAUCGAACUCGAAAUUGCCACGGAUAGGACUUCGCUGGUGAAGUUUUUACUUGCUCACAAGGACACAUUACGCUCCCUUACCUUCACCCGCAUGUCACUCGUGCGACUGGGAGACCCUUUGAAUACCUGGGAAAUAACUCUUGCUGAAAUUGCACAAGGGCUUUCUCUUAGUUCGCUUACUCUUUCAAAACUCUGCGACUUCCCACAAGAAUGGAGAAGAGGCGUUCGGGAACGUAUGCUGUUUGACUCAGAGGCUGCCAUUUGGCAAGGAAGGAUAAGCGAGUACCACGCGUACCACGACGCAGCAGUUGGGCGCAUACUUCGUCGAGAAGGAGGACAUUCUCUAGACCCUAAAGCCUCCAAGGACCAGAUGGCUGAGGAGGUCAUGGUGAGACAAUAG
This is a messenger RNA of Pyrenophora tritici-repentis Pt-1C-BFP, 1677 nucleotides long. NCBI's taxonomy places the organism in Eukaryota, Fungi, Ascomycota, Dothideomycetes, Pleosporales, Pleosporaceae. The record is from RefSeq and is a predicted model, not a curated record.